Molecule: messenger RNA, 3228 nt
Organism: Linum trigynum
Lineage: Eukaryota; Viridiplantae; Streptophyta; Magnoliopsida; Malpighiales; Linaceae
Source: the annotation of a GenBank genome assembly
CACACCGAUAACUCAUAGAUUCAAUCUAUAUCGGUGUGGGAUCCAUCGACUCAAUUCCAAGUGAAUAUGAAGGGAGGCAACGAGAGUCAAAAUUUUUAGUUUUAUGCCCACAUAUCCAACAAAAUAUAAUUGCAUAUUCAAGGAAAUUAAGAAGGUGAACGAAGGAUGUGGUUGGAAUGUUCGAGCUACAUUGUUGGGUGAUGGGGAUUUUGGGUUAUUCGUAAAGUGCAAAACAAUCAUACUUGCAGUUCUAAUACACUUGCACAAGACCAUCACCAACUUGAUUCAAGCUUCGUGGUUGAUAACAUCAUACACUUGGUGAAUGCACAACCAAACAUAGCCAUCAAAGUGAUACAAGCAUAAAUUCAAACACAUAUGUCAUUCACACUCAAGUACAAGAAAGGCAUUGCAUGGAAAACAAAAAUCCAUAUCAUAAGCAUUUGGUGAUUGGGUCAAGUCGUGCAUAGUAUAAGGGCAUGUUUGAUAAAACGUCAUAGUAGAUGAGGCAUGUUAUACCUAUAACCCUUUAUUUUAUAUUAGAAUAUUGGUUUUGUCUACAACAACAACAAGUGUGGUCUUCCAACCUCGCAAGAACAAGGCCAAAAUGAAAGGAAUGGGAAAGAUAUACAAGGAUGGUGCAAUUGGGCAGUGAAUAAUUCUCAAGAAUGUUGGACCUUUCCCAAAGAUAAUGGUGGAGCUAUAUGGUAAUAGCCCCACCAAAUGAUGCGGAGAGCAUUAAUAGUGUUCCAAGGCAUUCGUGCAAUGCCAAUCUUCGCUCUGUUCACAUCAACAAAAACUAAUAAAAACUAAUAGAACAAAAAUAUUCGUUCUGUUCAACACACAUUGGAGAAACAAUUACAUAUUUUGUUGACAGAACGAAUAUCGACAUCCAAAAGAGCCACAUUGGUCAACCAUUUAUUGACUCAUGCAAGAAGUUUUUGGAGUGCUUGAAAUCCUUCAUUAAUAUAUGAUAGAGUUUUGUGUAAUUUUCUUCAUUUAAAAAAUAAUAAAGUUAAUAAUUUAUUUCAUUCAAUACGGAUAUUAAACAUGUAAUACGAGUUUUAUACGUGUUUAGUACGGGAGCAUUCAAAUGAACAAAAACUAAUAAAACAACUUGAGAAUAGUACGGAUACGAAAAUUUUAAACAAGUAAAAUAUGUACAGGUACAUAGGAGUAUUUACUUAUCACAAAACAAAGAAAACGCAGCGCACCAUUAGCUCAGCCAAAAGGAAGUAACCCGAUGGGAGAAGCCUCUGCCACCACCGCCGCGACGGCCGCCGCCGACGAGUAUCUUCUCAAGAGCUUCUUCGCCGAAGUCGGCGAAGUCGAGAGGGAUAACGAAGUCCUCAGGAUCCUUUCUUGCUUCAAAUUAAAUCCAUUUGAGCAUCUAAACUUAUCAUUUGAUUCAUCUCUAGAUGAUGUGAAAAAGCAGUAUCGUAAGCUAUCUUUAUUGGUUCAUCCUGACAAAUGCAAGCAUCCGAAGGCACAAGAAGCUUUUGGUGCAUUGGCGAAAGCCCAAGAGCUAUUACUUGAUCAGCAGGAAAGAGACUAUGUUCUCAGCCAAGUACAAGCAGCCAAAGAAGAACUUCGAGCAAAGAGGAGAAAGCAGAUGAAGAAAGAUGCUGCCAGCAAAGCAAAGUCGUUAGUUGAUGAGGGGAAAUACGAACAAGAAUUUGAGAGGUCGGAUGAGUUCCAACAGCAGCUAAAACUGAAAGUUCGGGAAAUAUUGACAGACCAGGAGUGGAGGCGGCGGAAAAUGCAGAUGAGGUUAUCAGAAGAAGAAGGUAGACUGAAGAAAGAUGAGGAAGAGCAAAAAGAGGUGUGGAAGAGAAAACGAGAGCACGAGGAGCAAUGGGAAGGAACUAGAGAAAAAAGGGUGUCGAGCUGGAGAGAUUUCAUGAAGACGGGGAAGAAGGGUAAAAAGGGAGAGAUUCGCCCACCAAAGCUGAAGACAGAGGAUCCCAACAAAUCGUAUGUUCAGAGACCGGUGAAGAAAGGCUGAGGGGUGCGAACCUGCCGGGGAGGAAUUGAUGAUGGCUGUGUCCUCUUGCUGUUUGGAGGGUCAAGAAAUAUGUACUUGUGUAUCAAUUUAGCUAUAGGAAGGCCAUCCAUUCCAAAUCGAUUUGAACAGCCACUUCCAUAUUUUCUUUUCCUUGUUGGGUCAAACCCGACCCUUCCCCUAGGCUCAACAGAGGUCAAUCCAAAAGGAAACCAAGGUGUAAUGCACAAACUGUCUGACUUAUGAAAAGGUUGCUGUUUGUGGAGCUUAUAGCCAGACCUGAAUAUCAGAACCUCUUGUGAGAUGUGUUCGUAGGUGGUAAAAACUGAUCCAAAGAAUGAUAGGUAUACCUUGAACCCUCAUUGAGAUCACAGAAGUGUACUAUCUAAUUGAUUUUUCUGGUACAUUACUGCAAGGUCAUGAUUUGAAGUCAGAAAUUGUUGCUUGCCUGGAUCAUCGCUCAAUGGUUCACGACUUUCGAAGGGAGAUUGUUUUUAUAGGAACUCAAAGCUUGACGCUGACUUGUCAUUCGAGAUCUUGUACUUGAGACCCUGCAGAAAAUCCAGCAUAAGCACAUGACUUGAGGCCAGGUGCCGCGAAAGGGAGAUUGUUUUUAUAGGAACUCAAAGCUUGACGCUGACUUGUCAUUCGAGAUCUUGUACUUGAGACCCUGCAGAAAAUCCAGCAUAAGCACAUGACUUGAGGCCAGGUGCCUGGUGCUAAGGCGAAAAAUCCAGUAGAGGUCCAUGGUCAAGAUUCGUGCAUCAAGCUGUAGAUCUCAAGGCGAAGGCAAGUCUUGGCUUCAUGCAAGACCUUGGUCGAUAACUUGGUUUACGAGGCUAUAACUGAAAUGCUACUGCCAACUGGGGGCUCUUGUAAAAUAGCGUAUGAACCAGUCGAUAUAAGCAGUUGGACUGUUGCUAAUAGCAUCCUAUGCAAUUCACAAAACAAUGCUUCAUCAAGAUAUUAAGAGAGAUAUGCAUCACAAUCCACAGGAGAUGCCCGAAAUCAAUCACAAACACCUGCAAUUCCCCGCUAUAAGCUUCACCACGAAGAAUGCUACAUUACACCGUCACCAAAAUUUUACGAAACAAACACUUCUGAGAAUGGCAAACGACAAGCAUAGAAACUUACACAAAACACCUCUAUGAUACAAAGGGUAAACCCACCAAAGGUGUUGUAAAGGAAAGGGUUAACUACAUAUAUCUCGCCAUCACAUAUGAAGGACC